Messenger RNA from Meloidogyne enterolobii, 624 nucleotides. Lineage: Eukaryota; Metazoa; Nematoda; Chromadorea; Rhabditida; Meloidogynidae. The record is from the annotation of a GenBank genome assembly.
AUGGAGUUACUACACCAUCCAAAUAUUAUUAGAUUAUUUGAAGUUGUGGCUACAUUAUCUAAAGUCCAUUUAGUUAUGGAAUAUGCGGGGGGUGGGGAAUUAUAUACUUAUGUACACGAUAAUGGAAAAUUGACUGAAGAAGUUGCUAAACCUAUUUUUGCCCAAAUAGUCUCAGCAGUUGCCCACCUUCAUUCAAAAAAUAUUUGUCAUAGAGAUAUUAAAGCAGAAAAUGUUUUUCUUUCACAUCCUGGCUGGAUAAAACUUGGAGAUUUUGGCUUUAGUUGUAAAUUCGAAGACGAUUCCUUUUUAAAUACUUUUUGUGGUUCUCCCCCAUAUGCUGCACCUGAAUUAUUUCGAGAUCAAAAAUAUAUUGGCCCGAUGGUUGAUAUUUGGGCGAUGGGAAUACUUCUUUAUUUUAUGCUUGUUGGUGUUACUCCUUUUCGUGGAGAAACUGUUUCUGAUUUAAAAAGAAAUAUUUUGGAAGGGGUUUAUUAUAUGCCUGAUUAUGUUUCAACAUUUGCACAACAUUCAAUUACUAGAAUGCUUGAAUUGGACGCUAAAAGAAGGGCUAAUAUUUUGGAACUUAAGGUAUUUAAAAAUAUUUUGGAAGUGACUGAAAGUUGA